Molecule: messenger RNA, 1011 nt
Organism: Eucalyptus grandis
Lineage: Eukaryota; Viridiplantae; Streptophyta; Magnoliopsida; Myrtales; Myrtaceae
Exons: 1
Coding region: 38-802 (254 amino acids)
Source: RefSeq, a predicted model, not a curated record
AACCCGGAAGAAGAAGACCAAGGAGGAGGAGGAAUCCAUGGCCGAUUUCUCCCACCUUUCCGACACCGACGACUCCGCCGUCGAAGACCUCGUUUCCCAGGCCAAGGACCUCUGCGUCCUCGAGCAGGUCGCCGCCAUCAACUGCUCCUCCUUCGCCGCCGACGACUCCAUCUUGCCCUCCGACCUCGAGUCCCGCUUCCGCAAGCUCAAGUCCUUCCCUGUCUCCAAACCCCAGACCGCGCUCCAGAGCUCGAGCUACCGCAAGACGGAGCCGGCGCUUGACGAGGAGGCUCGGCCUAAACCGGGCGCGAAGCCGGAGGAUCCGCGGGGAAAUGGGCGCCGCGACUCGUCGGGUUCCGAUUCGUGGAAUUCGUCCGCGGAGGACGCGAUUUUCUCGCCGCCGAAGGGGAACCCGGAAGAGAAAUCGCCUCGGGAUUCCGCCACAACGCACGAUCCAGUGUAUUCACCGACGUAUCAUUACGAUUCCCGGAAGAAGUCGAAGUCGCCAUCGCCAUCGCCCCCGAGAAAGGGCGGCUGCUUCUGGUGCUCGCCAAAGAAGCCGACGCCGAGGAAGCGGGACGAAUCUAGGGCUAUCGAGAAGGCGAUGAGCAGGAGCUUUAAAUGGAUGGAGGAGGACGAGGUAUUGUCGGAUUUGGGGGGCUUCUCCGUGAAAGAGCAGCAGAAGUUGCUGAAGAAGGCAAUGAAGGAGGAAGAGAGGAUAACCCGUGAGGCGGAGAAGAUCGCGAGGAUGGCGAGGCAAGCGUCAGCAAGGAUGAUGACCACUUCAAGCGACGAUGAUUGAAUGAAGAUCUCGUGUAGUUUUGGCCAAACUUGGGUGAAUGCAUAAAUGCAAUCUUGAUGCGGUAUACGUGAAGGGCCAUAGGAGUAAUGCAAUGUUGUGCGCUGGACAGGGUUUUCCAUGUUUUGCUUGAGUUCUGCUUGUGAAAUUGCUAAUGCAAUACAAAGAUAAAGUCUUUUCUUGUUAAACUUGUAAAGAAGUCUCUUUUCUUA